GGGGAGGAUGAGCAGGAGUGGGCGGGGCCCGAGUUUGCCCCACCCAGAGUGUCUAGCCCUGCGGCUUAGCAGGCUGACCUGAGCCAGACGAGGAUGGCGACCUCUGUGCUGCGGCUGUGGCGUGCCGGCGGGCUGCUAAGGAGAAACUUCCCAGCUUGCUUGUCUUCUUGGAAAAGCCCUCCUCGCGUCCUAAAAUCCUCACAGCCAGAAGCUCUGCUUGGUGUAAGGAAUCAUGCACUGCCCUUCGCACCUCUACAGACACUUACUGAUGAGGAAAUGAUGAUGAAAGAAACAGUUAAGAAAUUUGCACAGGAACAAAUUGCUCCUUUGGUUUCAACUAUGGAUGAAAAUUCAAAAAUGGAUAAAUCGGUGAUACAAGGAUUAUUUCAACAAGGGCUGAUGGGCAUUGGAAUUGAUGAAAAAUAUGGAGGAACAGAAGCUUCCUUUUUCUGCACUGUCAUAGUGAUAGAGGAGCUAGCCAAAGUGGAUGCAUCCGUGGCUCUCAUGUGUGACAUCCAGAACACAAUAGUUAACAACCUGCUCAGAAAGCUCGGUACAGAAGAACAGAAGGCUACCUACUUUCCUAAACUGGCAACAGAAAAACUAGGGAGCUUCUGCCUUUCUGAAGCUGGAGCUGGUAGUGACCCUUUUUCUUUGAAAACAAGAGCUGAGAAAAAUGGAAGUGACUACAUCAUCAAUGGGUCAAAGAUGUGGAUUAGCAAUGCUGAACAUGCAGAGCUCUUCCUGGUUUUCGCAAAUGCAGACCCUGCCUCUGGAUACAAAGGCAUCACCUGCUUCUUAGUAGACCGAGACACAGAAGGUUUCCAUGUAGGAAAAAAGGAAAACAAGAUGGGCAUCAGAGCUUCUUCCACCUGCCAGUUAACAUUUGAAAAUGUCAAGGUUCCAGAAACCAAUGUUUUGGGAAAAGUUGGACAUGGUUAUAAAUAUGCCAUAGGAAGUCUUAAUGAAGGUAGAAUAGGAAUUGCAGCACAGAUGCUAGGACUGGCCCAAGGAUGUUUUGACUACACCGUUCCAUACAUUAAAGAAAGGACUCAGUUCGGCAAACGAGUAUUUGAUUUUCAGGGGCUCCAACACCAAGUGGCUCAGGUGGCCACCCAACUGGAAGCCGCACGGUUACUAACGUACAAUGCUGCCAGGCUCCUGGAAGCCGGAAGGCCCUUUAUUAAAGAAGCAUCUAUGGCCAAAUAUUAUGCAUCAGAGAUUGCUGGACUAACAACAAGUAAGUGCAUUGAGUGGAUGGGAGGAGUCGGCUACACCAAAGAUUACCCUGUGGAGAAAUACUUCCGAGAUGCAAAGAUUGGUACAAUAUAUGAAGGAACCUCCAACAUCCAGCUGAACACCAUUGCAAAGCACAUUGAUGCAGAAUACUGACGCCUGUAGGACCGGGCCCCUCUCUGGUGUCAAUGACACCAUUUCCAGCUGUUGUGCCUUAUCCGGCAGAGCCUGCAGUGUUUUAUAUGAAGCCCCUUGUCCUGGUUUUCAGGCCUGGCUUUUGUUCCGUUCUCUUUCCAGUCUACUCUCAAACUAUCUCUAAGCUUCUGCACACAUUUCUACUUCUCCUCCUAGUUUCUGAGUACACAAAACUUUCACUGUACCAGCAUCUGCAAAGAUGAACACAUUUCUAAUAUUGGUGUUGCUGACAGAAAUGAUCACUUUAUAUUCCUACCAAAUCUCUGUGCUGUGGCAUGAGCCAGAGGAGCAUCUGUUACAGUGGGCAGUUUUUACUCAAUACUGUAUAGAUUCUGUGGUAAGUUGCCAAACAAGGUAGAAACGGAUAAAAUUUAUUUGGGAAAUCAAGAACUCCCAAUUCUAAUAUCAAAGAAAGAUUAGGAAAUAAAUAUGUAACUUGUAGGCCAUAUAGUUGACUACAACAACAAAAGCCCAAAAUAUUAUUUUAACCAAUAAAAGCAGUAUGUUUGGCUGCUAUAAUUGAUCUAUAUAAAAUAUGCAUUACAUGAUGCCUUUGACAGGUCAUUUAGAAACAUGUCCCUGUAUUAGUUUUCAACUAUAAAGUUUAAAUAAUUUGGCUUAAUCAUAUGAAAAUAUUCAGUUAUAAUAUUCAUUGGAUCAUCAAUAUAAUUUUUAAUAGUAUGAUUUAUUUCUGUCUUUUAAUUAUUUUUCCCCUCAAAUUUCGUUAUUGGACUUUAUCCUAAAUAGUAAUUAAUUGAGAAAUUAGAUUUUUGUUUUAGUGAUUGUCAAGAGAAAUAUUUUACCCCCAAAAGGAAAUAAUAUCACAGUCUCAUAAGGAAUGGAGAACAGGAGGCUAGAUAGUCUGAAAAGGCACAUUCAGUAUAAAUGUACAUAGUCAUUUAUAUAGUAUAUUAAAUAAUUUUAUAUUUGUGAAGAUCGAGAUCUAUAUUUUACAAUGCAAAUGACAAACAGGCAGUGUCUAAUCUAAUAUCCAGCUGGUGAAGCCAUCGAUGGGUGUCAGGAAUUUUUAGUUAGGAGAAGACCCUCUAGCUGCAGAUCCUGAGUCCUGGAGAGAGAAGUGGAAGUAGGUGAGGAAACACCACUGGUUAGAUGUGGGAAAUGCCCCAAGGCUCCUGCAGGCGCUGAAAAUAAUGCCUGCUGCUAAACAAAGUGUUCCAGUGCUUUUGCACAAGGAAAAUGUUUAUUAAGAAAACCUAACGUUUUCUAAGUAAUUUUGCUUUGCACAGUCAUGUUUAUUGAGCUAAAUUAAUUUCCACAAUGCAAAUCAUAGUUAAAUAUGCAAGGUUGUAUAAAUACAGUUGAGAUAGAAAUUCCAUUAAAACAUUAGGAAGAAACGGGACAAACUUAGACCUUGAAUCCAAAGAGAUAAAGUCUACUUGACUUUCAAAUGGGAAAAUGAUGAAAGCCCCUCAGCCAGUCUUUCAGAACAGAAAGAUUGGUCUGAUAAGAAAAGCAAGGGAUGGAUCCAGUGCCCUGACAGGGCUCAGGCAUCUUUAAUUUCUGUGAUUAUGUGGACUGACAGAUAAUGCAAUGGGAGUCAGUAUGGGUAAACAGAGUCUUGCCUUCUCUAGAAUGAGAAACACAUGGGCGUGUGAUAAAUACCAUGUUCCAACUCCCAGUACCAGAAACACUCAAUUACAUAUCUAGACUUUAAAUGUGUCCAUGAAGUUAAUUUUGUAUAUAUCUUUUACACAUGUUCACCAAGAAUAGUUAAUAGGCAUUAGCAAUUAGUAUAAUUAACAUACGAACUUGCCUUCCUCUGUUACUUGUAUUGUUUCACCAAAGAACAUGUCUUGGGGCCUACUCAUAUUUCUUCUGUUAUGAUUUUUCUUCUGAUUCCCCUGGCUUUGUAAUCUGUCAUGAAACUAUGUGCUUUGAGUUUGUAUCUGCUAGGGAACCUAAAGCUUUUUGUUAAUGUAAGGACUGUGAUCACAUGGACACAGGAGAUAAAGAUGCGACCUGGUGUGUACAGGUGGAACUGGUUGCCGAGUUUGCAUUGUUAGCGAUUUCACUUUACCCCAUGAAAAUCAAUUAAGGAAUCAAUGUCAGAGACUUGAUCGUGGAAGAUUAACCCUAGAAAGGCUGUAGACAACCAUAAAGGUAGCAUUGUCGAUUUAAAGUGAAGGACUCUUAACUAAGGUUGCUUUCUCAGAAUUCAGAUAGACUGACUCAAAUUCAGUCUUCUUCCCAUGACCAAGCACAGUCAUUGUUCAACAGAUCUUGGGGUUUCUCCUUGUUUUAUUUUGCUCUUGAUUUAUUUCAAGUUUAACUGAUAAAAAACGAACAUUUCAGUAGAAUGAUGGAUCGGUCACUUGCCAGAGGCCCUUGACCUGUAGCCGUGAUGUCAGCUCUGAAGAUGGCUGUGUGAGAUCAUUAGACAUCAUCAUUAUACUGCUUUGUUUUUUUAAAGAAAUACCCUGUGAGGUAUUUUUGCUGAUCUGUCAUAAAGUGAAAGUCCCAUCUUAAGAGUAUGUAUCAGAUCAUGUUCACUGUUACAAAUAAGUGUUCUAUGGGGAAUGAAAAGAUGAAGCUCUAAGUGAACUAGACAAUCUUGCUGCUCGGAUAAAGUUCAAUUGUCACACAGAGGAAGAACAAGUGUAGUCAUCCUGAAAGGCAGACACAACACCUGUGUCCACCAUGUCAAUAGCUCUCUUCUCGGGUAAGACAGUUUUGUUUGUUUUCAGAGAAGAGGUCCUGAAAUAGAGACCAAGUUUAAGUUCAUGAUGCUAAAAAAAUUGUUCUCUAGAGGACUCUUUGUUCUUUUUUCAUGACAGUGUAAGCAGCUCUUGAGGAGAGAGGCCUCUGCUUUUGAGCACCUUCUCCCAGCACAGAUAUCACCCAGGGGAUGUGUACGCCUGUGUGUUAAAGCAAUAGGUCUGUAAGUUUAUAAUCCUGCACUUGUUACUCAGGGACACACCACAGUACAGAGCCAUAGAGAUUUCAGCUUGUGUGUUCCUGAUUCCUACACUAGUUUCAAAAACCUAGACAUUGUAAAAGUUUUCACUCAGAAAUGUGUUUUUGUGACUGCUACAUCCAAGGUAUGGUUUCUGAACUACCAUUACACAGAUAAAUAGUCCCUUUUUUAAAAGGUGUGCCCAUCUAUCUCAGUGCCCCUUUGCUGUUUUUAUUCAUGUGUAUCCACAAAAAUAUCAAGCAGAAGAGUGCCAAUUUCAGUCCUAUGAAGAAGGAGAAGUUCUUUGAAAUACUAGCAAGCACAUCCCAACUGUCAUUCUACAGCCUUUUGUUUGGUUGGUUUUUGUUGUUGUUUUUGAAGACAGGGUCAUACUGUGUGGUUCUGGCUGUCCUAGAAUUCACUAAUGUCGACCAGGCUGGCCUCGAGAACUCUGUCUCCCGAAUGUUGGGAUGAAAGGCAUGCGUCACCAUGCCCGUGCCCAGCUCCAUCUAGUCUUGACACCUGCUAACAGCAAUCCAUGAGGGGCUGCUCAUGUAUCCUAUACUGAUAAAGAGACUGGAGCAUAGAGAGUUUAAAUAGUGUGUGUGUUGGUUUAUGACCAUAGCAGGAUUUGAGGGGAACCUGCUGAAGGCUCUCCUACUAGUCACUGAGGCGGUUCCUCUUCAGAGACUUCCCAGUAAAAUGCCACUACUAACUGUCCUUUCUUACCUAAUCAUUCUUCGCAGAAGAGAUUCAGAUCUGUUCAAGCUAAGAACAAAGGCUGCAAAAUUAAGUAAAUAAAUGUGGGUGUGUGGAUUUGGGAGACAGUGAGGAAGACCUGAGCCCUGUGGCUAAGUGGUAGCAUUUGCUUAGCACACAUGAGACACUGGAUUUUGAUCUCCAAUAAAGGUGUAGAUAAACAAGGUGACAGAAAGGCUGCAGUUAAAAAAGCAAAGGUUCUGAAAAGGACACAAGGAAACGCCAAACUGUUACCUCCUGGGUUUGGUACAAAUAGACUAUAUGCCAUGCUUGACUCUUGAACCGGAAGACCUUUUAAGGGGGUGGUCACCAAGAGCUAUCCCGAGGAGGCCAUGAUAAAAAGCCAAGUGCUAAUUACAGGGUGUGUGAAUUGCAGUUAUCUGUACAGAUAACUCACAGUAAAAGUCCAACUGUUGCAACUUCCUUAAAAACAAAAUCAUGGUAGGACUGAGGAUGUAGCUCAGUGGUAGAACGUUUGGUAUAUGCAAGGCUCUGGACUCCAUCCCCAGCACUGUGCGGGGAAAAGGGAGGAGGGAAAACAUGGUAAAUGGAAAAAAAAUAUAAUAAAAUGGGAAUAAUAGCACACAAGGUCCUAUUUAUAGAUGCAAGUGGGUUGAACUUACUUAUUAAAAGGUGUUCAGAUAGCCUGUUGUAGUGGUACACACCUUUCUUGGGAGUUCAAGGCUAGCCUGGUCUAGAGAGCGAGUUCCAGGACAGUCAGAGCUACACAGAGAAAUCUUGUCUUGGGAAAAAUAAAAGAGGUGUUUAGAUGAGGAGGCCAGAGAGAUGGGUUAGUAGUUAAGAGCGUUUGUUGCUCUUGCAGAGGACUCAGGUUUGGUUUCCAGCAUCCACAUGGCAGCUCACAAUCACUUGUACACCAGCUCCAGGGGAUCCAGUGCUCUCGCAUCCUCCUUUCACAGGCUUCAGACACAUAGCUGCAAGCAAAGCUCAUGCACAUAAUAAAUAAAUCUUCUUAAUCUUAUUCAGAUGAAGUAAAGGAAAAUUUUAAAUCCUAGGUACAUGGAAUGCCUAAAACAAGAAAAGCAAGUUAGAAUAUAUGGAAAAAGACUGCAAAUGCUAUAAAAAAAUAAUAACUUAAUAUCAAGCAAAACUGAGUUAAAAACAAAACUAAUUUUAAAGAAUAUCUCAUAAAAAGGAGGAGUUCACCAAGAAGAUCCAACAGCCAUGAGCCUUAUUAUCCCUAAAAUCAUAACUGGGAACUAUACAAAGCAAAACAAGUAGAAAUAAAUAUGAAUAACUGACAAAGCUGUAAUUAAUCAUGGGCAUGACUUAGAAAGCAAUAAGUGGGAGCUGGGAUGCAAACCUGUAAUCCCAGCACUGGAAAGGCUGAAGCAGGAGGAUUGCCAUGAGUAUGAGGCCAGACUACAUACAAGAGUGAAGGGGAGGAACAGAAGAAAAAAGAAAUUCCCAAAAGUCUCUAGUCUGAGAACCCAGGUGCCUGGUUUAAACUGAGUGAGUGAGAUAUGUUGUUGGUUGGUUUUUUUUAGUUUGUUUUGUUUUACUCUUUAUUCUUUUGGGGUGCCCGCCACCCAGCUCCCAAAUAAAUCACAGGCAGGCUUACUCUUUCUUAUGAAUGCCCAGCCUUAGCUUGGCUUAUUUCUAGCCAGCUUUUCUUAAAUUAUCCCAACUACCUUUUGCCUCUGGGCUUUUAGCUUUCUCUAUUUCUGUAUACCUUUCUUUCUCCAUGGCUGACUGGGUGACUGAGUGACUGACCCCUGUGUCCUCCUCUCCCUUUUUCUUGCUCCUCCCCUCAAGUUCUUUUCUUUUUGUUUAUCCUCUCUGCCUGCGAGCCCCACCUGUUCUUUCUCCUGCCUCGCUAUUGGCCGCUCAGCUCUUUAUUAGACCAAUCAGGUGUUUGAGACAGGCAAAGUAACACAACUUCACAGAGUUAAACAAAUGCAACAUAAAAGAAUGCAAUUCGUCUUUGUAUCAUUAAACAAAUGGUUCAUAGCAUAAACAAAUGUAACAUAUCUUAUAAUAAUAUUCCACAACAGAGAUAUGACUUG
Chionomys nivalis (European snow vole) is the source of this 7131-nucleotide messenger RNA. RefSeq names its product acyl-CoA dehydrogenase short/branched chain (gene Acadsb). Lineage: Eukaryota; Metazoa; Chordata; Mammalia; Rodentia; Cricetidae. The coding region runs from base 94 to 1392 and encodes 432 amino acids. Gene Ontology annotation, cellular component: mitochondrion. Gene Ontology annotation, molecular function: flavin adenine dinucleotide binding; acyl-CoA dehydrogenase activity. The record is from RefSeq and is a predicted model, not a curated record. The transcript has 11 exons.